AUGGCGGAAUCGCACUCCCGCUAUACGGACGAGGCCAACGAGGCUCUGGAUCCGGAGCUUCUGUACACGAAGGAAUACUGCAUUGGCGGUGGUAGCUUUGGCAAGGUGUUCAAGGGAUGGGCGGCGACACACAAGACGGAAGAUGAGGACUCUUGGGAUAUCCCCGAGAGCGCACCUCCCGAGCGGACGCGGGUAAAUGAAGACAUGUGGGACUUUGGCACUGUCAGGCUUGUCAAUGAUCGUGGUGGUGUUGUCAACCGGCCGAGUAAGCUCAAUCCGCUCGGUGCAAGUGCUACUAACACAAGAGCCACGCGGUCUUCUGAAAACUCGGACGAUUACGGCGAAAGGCGGCGCGAACCAUCAAGCCCAACAAAGCUGAGACCAGAACAUGUCCUUCAGCCCAGUGAUACUCUCAAAGCGGCCAAUGCAUCCAGCGCGGGAACAUCGCGGCAAACGAGCCCUCAGCGCAAACCGAUCCCUCACGCGGUACAGCAGCGCGGAUUUGUGUCGAAAGCAGCUCCUGCACCCCCUAGCCCCGUCGUAAAGACCUCGAGCUGGGACUUCUCAGGUGCCACACCAAAGGCUCCAAAGAUUGUCCCAGUGCCAGUGAUGGCCCCGGCGCCAGAGCCUCCCUCGCCAGAUUAUGACCGAGAAUUGCAGGCUCAGCUGCAGCGCGAUAUGGGAAUUCUGAAUCUGAAUAUAGAGUUGCCCGACCCUGUACCAACACCCUCGCCUCCUCCCCCUGCAGCUCCGGUGCAUCGAGUCAUUUCCAUACCUCCCGGGUUUGAGAGACCAGUACCGCCAGCUCAUGGCGUUUCACCUCGAUCAACGAGCACAAAGUUGACGCAUUACGAUGUGCCGGAAAUCCCCCCUUAUAGAGGCCCGUCCCCUAAGCCACCGCCGCCUCAGGCUACCGUUGAAAAGCGAACGGUGACACCGGUCAUUGCGCAGACCUCAGCGUCUAGAGUAUCUGCUUCAUCGCCCAAGAAUACAGAAAAGCGAACGGUAACGCCGGUUCUGGCACAUACUUCGGCGUCCAGAGUAUCUAACUCAUCGCCUAAGAAUACUGAAAAGAGGACGGUGACACCGGUUAUGGCUCAUACUUCGGCAUCCAGAGUGCCUGCUGCGUCGACAGCUGCGCCUCCGGUUGCGCAUGGGCAUGGGCAUGGGCCAUCGGCAUCAGUAUCGUCGUUGCGAUCACAGGGAAAUUCCUCAGGAAUGUUGGAUAACUUUCCUUCGCCCCCAGCUGCGAAUCCAAACGGGGAACUUGACGCCCUCAACGACGUCAUCUUUCCCGCCCUGGAGGAGGCACUCAAGAGACGGCAGAUUCGCCUUCAACAGAUGUAUAGGUCUGUGCAGAAAGGCUCUACAAUGUCGUCCAAACAGCAGCGAGCCGAGGCUUCUCAUGAGAAAGUUCGUAAACUUGUCUAUAAGCUAGCACAUGUUUGCAAGGAGAUUGAUUACCACGACAAAGCUGAGCCUGUAGGUAUGGGCCGUGACGUGGGCAACUUUUUGGAGGGGCUGCUUGAGGAGAUUUUGGUUCGAGUCGAGCCGUUGGAUGAGGAAGAGGUGUAG
Molecule: messenger RNA, 1575 nt
Organism: Trichoderma gamsii
Lineage: Eukaryota; Fungi; Ascomycota; Sordariomycetes; Hypocreales; Hypocreaceae
Product: STE/STE20/YSK protein kinase
Exons: 3
Coding region: 1-1575 (524 amino acids)
Source: RefSeq, a predicted model, not a curated record